This is a messenger RNA of Cucurbitaria berberidis CBS 394.84, 829 nucleotides long. RefSeq lists its product as uncharacterized. The coding region runs from base 212 to 625 and encodes 137 amino acids. NCBI's taxonomy places the organism in Eukaryota, Fungi, Ascomycota, Dothideomycetes, Pleosporales, Cucurbitariaceae. The record is from RefSeq and is a predicted model, not a curated record. The transcript has 3 exons.
GAGUCGCAGGCUUUCCUUCUAUCGUGUUUCUCGUUCUUGAGGGUCGAGGGUGUUUACACAGUGCGCGUUUCGCGUAUUUGUUCCAAGGCUUUUCGGUACGCGUCCUUUCUUGCUAACACCUCCCACACAGUUGAAUCAUACCGAGUCACACCAAACCCAAAUACACAAACACAAAAAAACACUUGAAGCUUUUCGAAUCUCUACAGACAUCAUGGCAGCUACUACCCGCGCCAGGACUGGAAACUCCAAGCCUCGUAUCGUCCAGCAAAUCGAGAACGUCGUUGCGCCCAAGAAGCGUACGACGACUACGACCAAGACCAAGGCGAAUACCAGCAAGCCGCGCACCUCGUCCAAGGUGGCUACUGGACGCGUCGCCAAGCCCAAGACGACUACGACCAAGUCUUCUACUACGACUACUACCAAGGCUGCGGCGGGUCCUCGGACUAAGACGGUGAAGAAGCCGCGUACCAAGACGGAGAAGGUGAUUGAUAAGGUGGUUGGAAAGGUGGAGAAGGCGGAUGGUGAGAUUACAGGACGGCCGGGGAAGAAGGCUGCGGGAACCGCAAAGGCACGUGGCACCGACUCGACCACGAAGCGCGCGGCGCCCAAGGCGAGGAAGGCGUAGAACAUGUCCCGAGGGAUUGUUCGAGAAUGGCGCGCGCUCGCGUUUGAAGAGGUAGCUUGAUACCUUGUGUCGUCAACGCGCCGAUAUGUGGAGAUGGUUUCUCUGUUUCCUUACGAGUCACGAUUGUUUUCUUUCCUUGGUGCACUUUCGGAAAUGUAUGAUAGAUACCCGGGAGUCAAUAUGAGGAAUACACGUCUUUUUUCC